UUCAACAUGGCGGCGGAGGGUUUGGAAAUGUACACGGAUGGAAAAGAUGAUAUUCUGAAUAACGCUUAAGUUGUUUAUUCGGGGUUUGCAGCGUCCUGUCCGUUUGUGUUGUAACUAAACGAUAUGGUGAAAACAGAAGACGUAUCUAACAUGGAGGACGGCUGGAGAGAAGUGUUUGAAAGAAGCCGGUUGCUUCCUCCACCCAGCCAGACAGUCCGCCUGGCGGUGGACAGCCACUUCAACCAGUCCUACGGGUUCCAGCUCAGCCUGAACCGGGUCACUGCAGCUCACCUCCCGCAGGCGAUGUCCAUGGGGGAGCAAGAUGUAAACUUCCAGCUUCGAGUGACCCUGUUUGAUAGAAAUCACCAGCAAUUCUUUGGGAAAACAUGGAAGAGUUCAGCCCAGAAGAUGAAAAACAACAAGAUCUCCUUCAAUCAGGUCCUUUACUUCCAUACGUCUUUGCUGCUGCCCAGCUCGCUGCUGGUUCUGGAGCUGGUGUCAUUGGCAUUCAGGCCAGACGGCUCCCUUCAGGCUCAGGGACGAGGCUUCUCUGUCCUGGAGCUUUUCAGUGACAGGCCGGAGGCUCCGACCGCUGAUGGGGACAGAAGGUUGAAUCUACACCACGGAUCGCCGAGAGGCCUGGUCCACCCCUUGCUGAAGGAUGCUGUUGACUACACCAGACUCUUGAAGGUUAUUGAUGGAGCACAUUUAGACUGUGUGGUGAAAAACCAUCCUGCAUUGGUUUCUGUGAUGCACCUCCUUCCAGAGAAUGUCCUUGUAUCUGGAGAUGAGAACAUCCCCGGGCUUGCAGCUUCUCCAACAGGAGAUGCUCUGCUGAGGCCUCAGCUGCUCAAGAUGCUGCCCUUCACUCUGAACAGACUGACCGUCUCCCUCCAGCCGUCCCUGGAGAAGUUUGAGAGCCAGCUGCUGCACCUGAUCAAUGCUGACUGCCAUAACACGAAACAGCCAGGACCAGAGGGCACACUAAGGUCAGUUGUCAUCCAGGAAAGGAGGCUUCACGUCGGCGUCCACAAUGGCUGGUGUUUUCUCGACAAGCCCCAAGUGGUGGUACUAGAACCCCUGGCCUCAGGGGUCAGGGGACGAGCAGACAGCACCUCCAAACAAAACACCCUGGUCAAGGACAGGUCGGCAACAUCACCCCUUCCUCAGACGCUGGGUCUUCGCAGCAGUCUGGAGCUCAGGCUGACCAAUCAUCAGGCCUUGGCGAUCAUCUUCCAGCUAGAGUAUGUCUUCUCUGCUCCAAUAGGACGGGAGACUAUGCUGUCUGCUACUUCCACUUCCCGAGCUGCCUUCUUGCAGUGCCUCCGUUGGGGAAUUUGGCUUCCCUUCCAGGAACAGGCUGACUGGAAGGGGGAAGAGAUACAGCUUGUUCUGCAAGGAGGUGCAAAACCAAACCCGCACGGAGUCAUGGUCUACAGCACAGAGGAGUCUGCCAGAACUCAGAGCCCCUCGCCAAUCUCCGCUCCAGGCACAGCGCAGGAGCUCUCACAAACCAAGGAUAAGAUAACAUUUUGGCUGUCGUCCAGCCUGGAAAGGAAGGCCCCCAGCCCAAAGGCAUCUCUGAGGGCGAAGCAGGAAGAUGGGUCACGUCUGAGAAGAUCCCCUUCAUCACCUUCACCAGGUCAAAAGCGUGUUCCACCAGCUUCUCCUCCAGAUUCUCCUCAAGGCCCCGGGCUCUCGCUGUCUCAGCUGGCAGCUUCUUCACGCUACCCGACCAUCAGCCACUCCAGCUCGGCGUUGCCGUGGCAACAGUCAUUUCCUUCCCUGCUCCAUCCUUCCCCGUUGGCAUCGGCCCACCAGCUGUCACAUGUCGCCCAUUCGGCUGUCAGCAACAUUGCCCACCUGGAGAUGGACCUUCAGCGGGAAGGGGACAAGUCACCUUCAAUGCAGGAUGAAGGAGACCAACUUAAGGAGCUGCCCUUCACCCCUGUCCAUGCCCCUGUCAUCACUCUGGGGAUGAAUGUGCCGAGCUCCUGCUCGGUCAGCUCCAGGAGUUCUUUGGCCCACCUCUUCUCCGCUGGUUUUCCUGACAUUGUGGACACAAGUGGGCAGGUAGCAGAAGUCCUGGACCCCACAGAACCCAUUCCCUUUGAUCCCCAGCGGGAAGAAAUUGACGUCCUAAAGGGAAACCUGCUCGUAUUCCAGUUUCUGGCAUUUACCAGAAUACCGGUGCCGGGUGUUGAUCCUGAUUGGCCUGACAACAUCUACGUCACCUUCCAGUUCUAUCGCUUUCCACCAGUCACGUCGCAGCAGCUGACGCUACUCACCAGUGACAAGGCUCAGCACAAAGCUAGUGAUCCACUUCCCUGUGUCCUGGCCUCCAUCAACAAAGACGGCACUGUCAACAAAGGCUCUCCAGGUCUGCAGGUGCAGUUCAGAGUGGAUGACAGUUUCCUGAGGCCAGGAGAGAAGCGCUGGUUCCAUCGCUACCUGGCCCUCCAUACCAUGCACAUCGAUGUCUGGGACAGUGACUCAUUGCUCCUCAUUGGUUCUACUGCCAUAGAGCUCAAGUACAUGCUGCGUCAGGGUAAAUCAGCAGUACAGGCCCUUCAUGAGGUGGAGGUACUGACCACUGACUACGUGGGUGAGGACACCUUACUUACGGGCACAGAUCUGGGUCGACGCUCAACCUCCAGCCCCAUGACAGUUCAUACCCUGGUCAGAGGACGGCUCCACAUACGCACAGGCAACAUAGGGUGCCCAGUUGAUCCUAGCAGGAGGAGGGCAUCAGACCUCAUGUCUUCUCAUUCCCACAUCAUCAGACCUCGUGAGGUCACCUGUGGCUUCAGAGGAGGAAGCCUGUCCUCAAGAAACAUCUACUCCCUCAAUGCGAGGAACACUGCACAAGCACACAGACUGGAGAUAGAUGGGGAUCAGAAGCCAUUGUUCAGAAGCGGGAUCAGAGCCGACUCCAUCGUACCUGAAGAGCGCAACCUGAAAGAACCCGACAGCGGGCGCCGGAAGCUCCUCUGCAUGGCUGCCGUGCAUCAGCGGGAGGGCAGGGAAGAUGCUAAAGCUGCUAAGGCUAUGGAUUGGACUAAGGAGGACAAGCUGCACAGAGAACUUCAUCACUUCAAACCCAGUGAGGAGCAUACUACGGUGGAAGGAAUCGCCAACAUGCUGAGCCAGGCCAUCACCACCCAGCACCUGCUCUAUGCCAGCCUGGGCUCUGCUGAAUACAUGGAGUUUGUCCUUAAAAAUCCCUUCAAUGUACCACAGACCGUCACCAUUCACAGCGAUGACCCUGAGCUCAGUGUCAUCACUAACACAGAGGAGUGGCGUUACUUCAAAGAACUAACCAAAACUCCUACCCCGCUGGAGGAGAACAUGUUCCACUUGGAGGCGGGUGUCCCUGGUCCCAGGGUUUAUCUCCGGCCCAAAGAGAGCAUCCAUAUUCCCCUGAAAUACCAGAGUUUCCUCUGUGACCACACCAUGGCCCUCCAGGGACCGAGCUUCUUGCCUACAGGGAAAGGUUCUCAGGUGGCCAAGAAGAACUUGUCCAAUAUUAUCUCUGCCAAAACUAUCAAGGUAACAUUCAAAGCAGAGGAUGGCAAGCCGAUGGCCAUCUGCCAAGUGAAUGUGGAGCCGACGCCUCACGUUGUUGACCAGACUUUCCGACUUUACCACCCCGAGCUCUGUUUCCUUAAGAAGGCCAUCCGCCUGCCCCCGUGGCACGACCCCACAGGUUGUGCAGUUGAAGAUUCAGAUUGGAAGAGUAACAUUUCCGUCCGCUGCAGUGAUCCUAACAUCAUAUGCCAGACAAGAAUGUUGGUGCCAGGGGAGCCUCAGGAUGUGUACUUGAAAGUGCCAGGGAGUCCCAGUCCACACAUGAAGAUGUUCUUUGUGAUGGUUUUCACUGAUAAGUGGAUGGCAGCGCCCUCGCAGGUCUGGCAGAUUUACGUGCAUUUCCUGGAGCGGGUGGACGUCAGCUGUGUGACUGGUCAGCGGAGCUGUCAGUCACUAGUUCUGAGGGGGAGGCAGGCUGUUCGGAAGGUCAAAUGUUUCUCAUCACAUCCCAGGGAGAUUGAGGUGGACCCAGCGGGUGUGUUUGUUUUGCCUCCAGCAGCAGUGCAGGAGCUCCAGCUGAAGGUUCAGCCGUGGCAGACUGGCAGCCGCUUCCUGUAUGUGAACGCCGUGGAUGUGGAGCAUCGACGGCUUGUCACGGCCUGGCUGCUCUGUCUCAACGUCCACCGUCCAGUGCUGUCCAAGGCAUUUGAAGUGUCUGUCCCAGUUGGCGGCGGGCGUGGCAGCUCCAGGAAAAUCACUUACACCAACCCUUACACCAGCAGCCGAGCAUUCCUGCUCCGCUCUGACCAUCCAGACCUGCUCCAGUUCAAAGAGGAGAAAUUCCAGAUUGGUGGGGGAGAGAGUUACACCAUUGGAUUGCGAUUUGCCCCCAGCCAGAGUUCCGGCUCAGCAGAGAUCCUGGUCUACGUGAACAACCUGGAGGAGAAGACGGAGGAGACGUUCUGUGUCAAAGUCAACUAUUCUUAAGCUGUUUCCAGCAGCAGGUAGACGAUUCUGCUUGAAAUUGCUGUUCUGGUUUCUCAGCAUAGUGAAUGUAAUUUUGUAUCAGAUCAAUAUUUAAAAAAUAAAAAAAGCUUUUUUAUCACA
This is a messenger RNA of Mugil cephalus (flathead mullet), 4635 nucleotides long. Its product is annotated as nephrocystin-4-like. The transcript has 29 exons. Gene Ontology annotation, biological process: negative regulation of canonical Wnt signaling pathway; protein localization to ciliary transition zone. Bases 124 to 4515 code for a protein of 1463 amino acids. NCBI's taxonomy places the organism in Eukaryota, Metazoa, Chordata, Actinopteri, Mugiliformes, Mugilidae. The record is from RefSeq and is a predicted model, not a curated record. Gene Ontology annotation, cellular component: ciliary transition zone; non-motile cilium; ciliary basal body.